AUGGCCACCAGACAACCCCCACAGCCACCCAUAGACUUUGAAAUAUCGCCAUCCUUCUUCGAGAAAGAAGCCACCGAGCUCAUCGCGGCCACCACCCGAGUCUACGACCGCGUCGCCGCCAUCCCCCCCGAGGACGCAACCUUUGCCAAUGCCAUUCUACCACUCCUCCAUGACGAGGAUGCGCGCAGCCAGCACGCCGACUGGCUUGCCUGGCUGCGCUCGACUUCGCCCGAGCAGACCAUCCGCGACGCCUCGCUGCAGUUUUUCCAGACCAUGACCGACGCCGCCAACCAGCACUGCGCCCGCCAAGACGUGUUUCGCGUCGUCGACGCCGUAUGGCGCAAACAGCUGCAGGAACCUCUGGACCAGGAGUCACAGCUCUGCCUCGAGCGCAUCCGCCACGAGUUCAUCGAACUCGGCCUCGGACUCGAGGACCCGACCGCUCGCGCCCGUGUCGGGGAGAUCCAGGCCGCGCUGCCCAAGCUCACGCGGGAGUUCAUUUCGAACCUCGACAAUGAUGCGUCCGGCAUAUGGCUCACGCUUGACGAGCUCAAGGGCGUUCCGCAGCAUACCCUCAAUCGCUGGAAGGCGGACGGGGACAAGCGCUGGGUGGACCGGAGACUGCCCAACAUCAAUGCCGUGCUCAAGAGCGCCGAAAGUGCGGAGACGCGGCGCAAGGCGUGGCUGGACUAUGAGAACCGCGUGGCAGGGAAGAACGACGUGCUGCUGAAGGAGAUUCUGCUGCUCCGCCAUGAGCUGGCUCGCCUUCUUGGCCUCAAAAACUGGGCAGAGUACCGUGAGCCGUACAGACUCGUCUCCACGGCCGAGGCGCUGCAAUUCCUGCAAAAUUUCCAGGAUAGCUUGGUUGAUGUUGGCAGACAUGAUGUCGCAUCACUCGAGUCUAUCAAGGAAAAGCACCUCAUCGAGCAAGGCAUCGCGGUUUCGGAAGAGAGCAAGCGACUGUUUCUUUGGGACAAGCAGUAUUACACGGAGCGAGCCAUCCAGUCCAGUUUCCACGUCGACACCGACAAAGCAGCCGAGUACUUUCCUUUUACCGGGUGUCUCUCCAGACUCCUGGCCCUGUUUUCCGCCCUCUUCUCCAUCUCCAUCGAGCCCGCCCGAGUGAGCACCUGGCACUCUGACGUCCACGCCUUUACCGUCUGGAGCCGCGACACGCAGGCCGACCCGGACGACGACGCCUUCAUCGGGUACCUCUAUCUCGACCCCUUCCCUCGCGACCACAAGUACGGGCACAAAGGCACAAUCUGCAUCCGCAGCGCCUUUGUCCGCCCCGACGGCACGCGCAACCACCCCGUCAGCGUCGUCGUCACCAACUACACCCCUCCCGACCCGUCCGGCCGCCGCCCCAGCCUCCUCAAGCCGCACGAGACGGUCUCGCUGUUCCACGAGCUCGGCCACGCGCUGCACCAUCUCCUGGCGCGCAGCGCGCACCGGCGCACGCACAGCCGCGCCAUGCCGCGCGACUUUGUCGAAGUCCCGAGCGUCAUGCUUGAGCACGUCUUCUGGAGCCCGGAGGUGGUGCGCACCAUCUCGGGACACUACGAGGACGAGGAGGAGAGGCUGCCCGAGGCGCUGCUGGCCGGCCUGCUGCGCAGCCGAUGGGCGCACAAGUCGCUGGCGGACGCGGCCAAUCUGCUCCUCUCCGUGUUUGACAUGAGGAUCCACACGCCAGGGAGCUUGGAGGAGAUUCGGGACAUGAACAUGGCGAGCGGGUUUAAUAAGCUGCGCCGAGAGCUGGGGCAGAUCGGCGGACCGGAGGAGCUGGGCCUCGGAUGGGAUGCUGCCAAGUCAUUCUGUCGCUUUCGCUUUCCAAUUGGCUACGCGGCGUCUUAUUAUGCAUAUGUGCUAUCCCACGCGUAUAGCUACGACAUCUUCGAGACCAAGCUCCGGCCGUACAUGCCCACGAAGCGAGCGGCUACCGUCGAGGAACUGGUCAGCAAAGAAUUGCGCGACGAAUUCGACCGUUAUAGACGCGUAAUACUGGAGCCCGGAUCCAACAUUCGCUCCCUAAACAAUUUGCUUGCUGGAUAUCUGGGGCGUGAGCCCAGUAGUGUGCCAUACAUGGAAAUGAUCAAAUCCUCCAUGAAUCUGUAA
Messenger RNA from Akanthomyces muscarius, 2115 nucleotides. RefSeq lists its product as uncharacterized. Bases 1 to 2115 code for a protein of 704 amino acids. Gene Ontology annotation, cellular component: mitochondrial intermembrane space. Gene Ontology annotation, molecular function: metalloendopeptidase activity. Lineage: Eukaryota; Fungi; Ascomycota; Sordariomycetes; Hypocreales; Cordycipitaceae. The record is from RefSeq and is a predicted model, not a curated record. The transcript is spliced from 2 exons. Gene Ontology annotation, biological process: proteolysis; peptide metabolic process.